Pseudogymnoascus destructans is the source of this 1457-nucleotide messenger RNA. RefSeq lists its product as uncharacterized. The record is from RefSeq and is a predicted model, not a curated record. Lineage: Eukaryota; Fungi; Ascomycota; Leotiomycetes; Thelebolales; Thelebolaceae. Gene Ontology annotation, cellular component: cell cortex of cell tip; plasma membrane. Bases 447 to 1457 code for a protein of 336 amino acids. Gene Ontology annotation, biological process: fungal-type cell wall organization. The transcript has 4 exons.
UGGAGAAUAUCUGGAGAAUAUCUGGAGAAUAUCUGGAGAAUAUCUGGAAAUAGCUGGAAAUAGCUGGAGGAUAUCUGCAGAAUAUCCGGAGAAUGUCAGCAAGGGAUCAGGGCUCAACAGAGUAUAGAGUGCAGAAACUAGAGAGCGUAGAUCCGGCAGGUAUUUGAAUUAGCUACGGCACUGGGGAUUAGUAGGAUUACUCAAACUUUCAAUAUGCUCCGCCACCACCCCUUCACAUGCACCGUGCGAUAUUACACGACACAUCACUAUACGAUUACACAGUUAUUCGAGCUUACAUUUCAAACCGUACAGUUACAGUUCACAUUGGACCCUGUUUUCCUUCCUCAUGCCAAGUGCCUGAGUCUGGAGUUCUGGAGGAAUCAACGCACUUUCUUUUUGCGCCAGGGAUGAGCUAGAUCUCGCGGAUACCCUUCCAAAUCGACUAGAUGGCUAUCAACUUCCCCGUCUUCAGGUCCGUCGGGUUACGGCACAAGGAUCCAAAGCCAGAGGGCAAUGGCAUUGGCAAUGGCAUUGGCAAUGGCAUUGGCAAUGGCAUUGGCAAUGGCAUUGGCAAUGGCGUAUUAACAGACGAUGCAUCGCCCCCGGCCACAAAAACCCCGUCGCUGAAAGACGGCAACAACAACUCAGUUCAUGCCAGCACACCCCGCAAAUGGCUCACCAUUAUCGCAUGCGUGCUUCUCUUCAUAGGGUUUAUCUUCCUGACACUGAUUCUCACUGCACAAACGAGCAUCAAACCAGUGUUAAAGUCUACAUGGUUCAUCAAGGUCGACCUCUCCAACAUUCUCGUCCGCGCCUCGACCCCAGGGAGCGACUUCCCGCUUCUGAACUCGAUAGCCCGAUCCCUCGGCCUGCACGAUUUCUACCUCGUAGGCCUAUGGAACUACUGCGAGGGCUACAACGAUGAAGGCAUAACCAACUGUAGCAAGCCCACAAGCCUCUACUACUUCAACCCCGUCAAGAUCCUCCUCGCCGAGCUCCUCGCCGGCGCCACCAUCACCCUCCCCUCCGACAUCCUCACCAUCCUGCACCUAAUCCAAAUCGCCUCAAACGUAAUGUUCAUCCUCUUCCUCCUCGGUCUAAUCUUCACCUUCCUCUCCGUCCUCCUCUCUCCCCUCUCCCUCCUGCGCUCGCCCCACUUCUCCCCCCGCAACCGCAGCUGCUGGGUCGGUUGCGGGCUGGGGCUCAUCAGCUUCCUCGCCGCAUUCUGCACAAUCGUCGCGUCGGUCGUGGGGACGGCCAUGUUUACGAUCAUGCGCAAUGUGUUGAGGAGCCAGCCGAUGCUGAAUAUUGGCGCGGUGCUGGGGGUGCAGAUGUUGGCGUUUAUGUGGGUUGCGUCGGCGUCGGUGUUAUUUGCGUUUGUGAUGCAGGCGAGGUGUUGCUGUUGUUGUAGGAAUGGGAGGAAGGAGGGGGAAAGGGCGAGGAGGAGGGAGAAGUAG